Argiope bruennichi is the source of this 8374-nucleotide messenger RNA. It is a transcript of the gene Arl1, whose product is annotated as ADP-ribosylation factor-like protein 1. The record is from RefSeq and is a predicted model, not a curated record. Gene Ontology annotation, biological process: vesicle-mediated transport; intracellular protein transport. The transcript is spliced from 6 exons. Gene Ontology annotation, molecular function: GTPase activity; GTP binding. The coding region runs from base 145 to 687 and encodes 180 amino acids. Lineage: Eukaryota; Metazoa; Arthropoda; Arachnida; Araneae; Araneidae. Gene Ontology annotation, cellular component: Golgi apparatus; cytoplasm.
CACGUUUAAUGAAUGUUGUGAGAGUCGGUUUCUCAGCUGUUGGAGAAUUUUCUAAUUUAUAUAUUGGUGUUAUGCUUAGCUGAAAUCGGCUUCAUAUCAUUCAAUAAGAAACUAAAUUUUAUUUAGAGAACAUUUUUUGGAAGAAUGGGUGGAAUUUUUAGUUAUUUCAAGAACCUUUUAGGGAGCCGAGAAAUGCGCAUUCUCAUUCUUGGUUUGGAUGGUGCUGGAAAAACUACAAUUCUGUAUAGGUUACAAGUGGGAGAGGUUGUAACAACUAUACCUACUAUUGGUUUUAAUGUUGAGCAAGUCACAUAUAAGAAUUUGAAAUUUCAAGUUUGGGAUCUUGGAGGUCAGACAAGUAUAAGGCCCUAUUGGCGCUGCUAUUAUUCCAAUACAGAUGCAAUAAUAUAUGUUGUAGAUAGUGCUGACAAGGAUCGAAUUGGAGUUUCAAAACAUGAAUUAGUUUCUAUGUUAAAGGAGGAUGAACUGAAGAAAGCAAUUUUGGUAGUUUUAGCUAACAAGCAGGACAUUGAAGGAGCUUUAACUGUUCCAGAAGUUCACCAAGCUCUAGGUUUAGAUGCAUUAAAAAACCGAACCUUCCAAAUAUUUAAGACCUCAGCAAUUCAAGGAGAAGGUUUAGAGGAAGCCAUGGAAUGGUUAUCUAACAUGCUUACGAAUAGCAAAUGAAAAUGCUUAGAACAAAUUAAAAACUCUUAGAAUUCCGAAGCACUUCAUGCAUUACUGUAAAAAAAUGAACCGUAUUUCAUACUUUUCUGACAGCUAUGGAGCGAUUGUGUAUUCACCCAUGGCCUUCUAAUGUUUUUUACUUUUUCACAAAUUCUGAAGUAAAAAAAAAGAAGAAAAAAAAAAGAAAAAGAAACUAAAGGCCUUUCGUGUAAAUAUCUAGUCAUCUAAAAAUAUCAAAGGAUUUCAUCUACUGACUUCCAUUUGCAUUCCUCUGAAAUGUUUCUCAUAAUAAAAUGUGGAAAUCAUUGUUAUUUUUAUUUUUAAUGUUAUUGGAAGAAUGAGAUUUUACAGGAUUUUCUUGCAUUUUAUUGAUAUAGUUGUUUUCAUGAUAAAAAUAUUCAAAUAUAUUUGUAUAGAUAUGUAUAUUUGAACCAUAUGUGCCUGUUAUUUGCAUUUGCAGGGAUAUUGUUAUUGGCUAAAUUUGGCUCAUGAAAUGGUAUAUUUUUAACAUAGAAAUUCAAAAUAUUUGUCUUCACUAAAAUUUUGAUUUUUAAUCUUAACAUUUUGAUAAUCGUAGAUAUAUGGGAAAAUUUAUUAAAUAUUUUAAGUGCUCACUUGUUGUUUGGGAAAUGUCCAUUAAUAUCCUGAUGCAUUUAAAAAAUUUCCAAUUUUGUAAAACUUACAGAAAAAUGAAAGAUUAUGGAAAUAUGCAUUCUAAUUAAUGCAUUUUUAAUUUACAAUUUUGUUAAAUAAUUAAAGAAAAGGUAUUCUCAGUUUUGAAGUACCAGUCUAAUUUUUACUUUUACCAUAAAUUUAUUUAAUAAUAGUUUUAUUUCAAAAGAUUUUACAUCUCUUGCAUGCUUUUCUGACCUUCAAAACAAUAAGUUCAAAACAAAUCAAUUUAAAAAUGAGAGUAAUUAAUACUAUAGUCUAUAUUUAUAAUAUUGCAAACUGUAAAAUAAACUUAAAAGUAUCCACCAUAUUUGUUUGAAAGUUAGCUCUGUUUCUUGCUUUUUGUCUUACUGAUUGAUUAUAGAAAGAAUUUAUUUAAAUUUCUUUUAAGGUAUAGUAAUUUGUGAAAUAUUUUCAGCAUUUAUGCAUUCAAAUUGUUAAAAUGUGAUUUUUGAUUUAAAAUAUUAUAAAGUAUGCAUUACAGAUGUUUUUUUUUUUUCAACAAAAUAUUUAUGUAUCUCAAUAAUUUGAAUAGUGUAAUGUAAAUUUUGAGGUGGACGAUGCUUCAAAGGUGUGUGUGUUUUCUCCUUCAUUUAAUGUUUAAUAUCACAAUUUUUUUUUAAUCGAAGGUGAUUUUAUGUCCGUACAAAUUUUUAAUUCAUUUAUUUUUGUAUUGAAAGACAAAUUUAAAGAAAUUACAAAUGACUUCAUAAUUCAAAAUUUUUGUUCUGUGAAAUAUGUGGAUUCCACACUUCUAAAUUGUUUGAGAAUUGUCCAUUUGGUAUUCAUUAUUCGUGAAUGAUGCGAUGUGAAACUUUAAAAGAAUUUUUUUGUUGUGUUUUACAUUUUUAUGUGCAGAUGUAAAAGAUUUUUGAUUUUGUUAUAGCCGUGUAUUUGAUUCAUAAUAUUCUUUUCUUAAAGUGUCAUUCUUUUUUAAUUUUUUCCUUUUAAUGUUAUGUGUUCAAAUAUUAAACUUAUUAAACAUUUAAAAAGUUUUGUGUUAGAAAUCCAUGAUCGAAUUAUCUACAAAAAUUAACAUUACAAUACAACUUAGAUGAAUCUCGACUAUCUAAUAGAAUUUGGGACCAUUUACUGAGGAAAAGAACAACAAAUUUAUCUAUUUUAGUAUAACCAUCACAUUUACCCACCAUAAAAUUUUGUCUCUUUGGUGUAAUGAAUAUUUUUUUUAAAGUUAAUUUAUCUUUGUAAUAUUAACUUUCAGACUUACUUAUUUAGAGGCUUUUCAUUGUUAAAUAGUCUCUCAAUAUUUUAGCACUAACACACAUUGAAUUGGCAUGUCAUGUACAGUUGAAUCCCAGAUAUCUAUAAAUAUUGAAAUUUUUUCCGUGAAUGUUGCUUUCUCAUAAGAAAUAGUUUUUGUAUAUCAAAUAAAAUUUCUAUAGAUUGAACAAAAAUUUAUAUAAAAAAAAUUAUUUCAAUCAUAAAGCACCCAUUAAUUUCAUUCAUAGGAAGACUUGCAAGCAAUUAAAAAAGAUUCUUACUACAUUUUAAGAAAGUUGAAAGUGUGUUCACACAUACAUUGUAAAUAUUUGCCAAUGGAUCAUGCUAUUCUUAACAUAUGUUCUGUGAAUCCUUUUCGUAAUUUGGAGCGUGACUUUUAUUUCAAUUCAAUUUAGCUUUAAAUUUCUAAUGGUGAACAUGACCUCUGAAUGGAAAUCAAGUACUAAAAAAUUGUCUUAUCAAAGGCAUAGAUCUAGAUAAAUAAUAAUUAAAUUUUGAUUUCUGAUAUGAUUUUUGGUUCGUUGUAAAUUGUAGCAGAUUUGUACAUUUCUUUAAGUGAUUUUUUUGGGUUAAUUUUUGUUAAAUUGUUCGUUUUUAAUGAGGAAAUAAUAAAAAUUUUGCAAUUUAUAUUGAUAUUUUUCUUUACUCUAGGUACGAUCAGGUUUGAUAUAUAGAGGUUCGAUUGUAUUUUAAUAAUCUAAAUGCUACACUGAAACUGGUUGUUUUCAUUCUGGUUUAACUGAAGCAGGAAGAAAAAUGUUUUUAAAUUUUCCUCAGAAUUGUCAGUUUUUAUAACUCUUCUGUUAAGAUAAUCAAAGGUAAAUUCCUAAUUGUGUUUAAGAUGCCAUUUAAAAUGCUUACAAAUAAUAGUAGGAAUAGUAUUUUACUUAAUAUGUUGACCUCUAUUAAAUGUAUGCUUUCAAACAUAACCAGUGAAUGAAACACUGAAUUGUACAUGAGAAUUGAAGCUCUGGAAGUUAUUCAUCAUGGAUCUUGUCAUCACAUAAGAGAUGAUGAUAAGAUUCAUAAUAAAAAUUUGAUAACACAUUAGGAAACCACUUAUAUUUUGUAAAAUACUGUCUACUACUGCCAUUUGAAAUUUAACCACUUUGAAUGACAAGACUGAUCCUUCCUCUGAUAGUUAGAAAUGAUUUAUUUUAUUCCACUUUUUAUCUAAAAUUUGAAAUUAUUUAAUUAGCUUUGUUCACCUCUACUAUCGCUAUUCUAAGCAGUUUAAUUUUUAUAAUUUUAACAUUUCCUUAUUGUGAAUGUUAUAUUAUUUUUUAUUUCCUGUACUUAUUAAAUGCCUUUUCUUUAUACCUUCAAAUUGUUGUAUCAGAAUUCAUGAAGGAUUUAAGUAUUGUUCUUUUUAUUGCUGUUUUGUGUGCACCUAGUAAAAAUUUUAAUUUAUUUAUCAUUUUAUUAUUAUUAGAAUAAUAAUUAAGUAAAUACCUUUCAUUGUUUUAUUGAUUUUAUUUGCAUACAUAUUCUUUAAGACUUGUUCCUCUUUUAAACUCUUUACCUUUUUAAUUUAGAACUAACAAAGCAAGAAAAUUUAGUAACCAAUACCAAUAUACUUUCUUUGAAAUUAAUCUGUUUCGUUCCAAAAGUGUUACUUUUUUUGUCAAAUUCUUGUAAUGAUGACAUUGUAAUAGAGCAAAUUUUAAUAUGGUAUGCACCCUGUAUUUGGCUAUUUAGAGGAAUGAAAACAUUUAUUGCAUUCUAAUUGUUAAUUGAAAAGAAGCAUCUGGAAUUAAAAGCUGUUAAUUAGCAUGUGUUGUUAACUACCCGAAUCCUAGCAAUGUUUACAUUAUUGGCAGUAAGUUCUGUCGAGUCUGUAGCAAUUUGCUUUACAAUUCUUUCCACGAAAGAGAAAGUUAUAAUGGAUGAGAAUCGGACGAUUUGUAUCAAAUUAGGAGUUAUAGAUAUCCUCUAUAACUCCCAAAGCCUUAGCAUAUGUAAGUAAGACUCUUUGUCCUGGGUGAUUUUGAGCGUAUGAGCCAGAGAUAGCAAAUUUGAGAGUGUAGAACUAGGAGAGUAAAUUUUCUCAAAAUACUUGCUCUUCAAUUUAGUGGUUUGGAAGUCAGAAACUCAAUUCACUGUAGGAAGAUCUGUUUUUAUGCUAAGUCUUUUUAACACUUUAACAAACGCCUAUUUGCUUUAAAUGCAAAAUCCGGGAAUUGCUGAAUAAUGGAAGGUUUAGGAUGUAUACUGAGACAUUCCAACCUUUCAUAUUUCUUUGAAUUCCAUUUUUAAACCAGUGUUCUGGAAUAAUUUAGUAAAAGAAGUAAUUGUAAUAUGUAAAAUUUUUGAUUGACACUCUUUUGCUGUAUUUGAAAUUUUAAUUUGCCAUUGCAUGAUCUUGCAAAAGAUAGUUUUAAAGUGUGAAUUGUUUUAUAUACAUAUAUUUGUCUUGUUAUUUAUAAAGUUUAUAUUCCUAGCCUGGAACUUUCUAAGAAAUUUUCCUUAAUAGUAGAACUAAGAAAGGAGUAAAAAGCUCUUUUCUUUUUCAUAUUUAGAAAUUGUAUAAUUCUUUGUAUAUUUGAUAUGCAUGCUGGAAAACUAAUUUUCAUUAGGUGAAAUUUUUCUUUGUUCUAAUAAUCGUAUAAACUUAUUUGCUACUUUUUCAUUAGUAUUUUCAGGUCACUUAUUUGUUGCUCCGUCUGGUUUGUGCACAGAUGAACAAAUAUUUUUGUAUAUUAAUAGUUUUUAUAAAUUAAACUUUAACACAUAUGUGAUAUUGUUUACCCUUUUUACAUAAUCAUCUUUCAUUCUAAUGUUAAGUUGAGCUGGUCUUUGUAAUGUUCAAAUAAACAUAACAAUGAUUUCCUUUGAAUUUGAAUCGUUUCCGCGCAUUUUUUCUCUAAACAAUAUAUAGAGGGGGGACAUUUUCCCUAUUCGUUUAAAAUAUUAAUGAUAGUUUUUGAAAAAUGUGUGAAUUUAAUUAUGCAUAAUUCUUCGAAUUUAACGAAUUAUUUGAUUCUCUGGAGGUUUUUUGGCGUUUGUUUUAUAGGUAUGUUUCUAAUGAAUGGACAUUAUUUUUAUAUUCUUAAAUAUGCAUUGAAUAUCAAUAGCUGCAUUUAUUCGGUUAUUACAGCAAUUUUUAACGCAUUUGCAUUAAUUUCUUUAUUUUUCGUGAGGUUUGAAUAUUUUACAGUUACUAAUAAUAAAUCGGUAUGCCAAACGAGGCGACGAUGGCAUUGUUAUUCUACUUUUUAGACAACAUAUUGUAAAAUUAAAUUUGAUUAUAACGGGAAAUGUUCUUUAAUAAUUUACAAGCAAAUUUUUCUCCCUGAUGAAAUAUCAUAAAUCUAGAUGUUAAUGGGAAAAAAAGUAGAAACAAAACUUUUUUCUGUCAUUUUUCUGCAUAAUGAGCUUGUAUUCCACUAAUUCUUCACGUAUAUUAAAGGAGCAGCGCAGAGAUUUCCGAGUUGAAACUGGAUUUAAAAAAAAAAAAAGUGUGUCGUUAAUAAGCCACGUUUUAUUAUUAUUAUUUAUUUAACUAAAAUGUUACCAUGCACUAACAAUUACUGUCAUUUAUUAAGAAUAGAAUUACAUGACAUCCGUUCAAGCACUCAUUGGGAAUAUGAUUUACAAAUAUAUAUUGAAAAAAUUCAGGGGCAUAUACGUUUUUCACAAAAUGAUGAAACACAUGAUUUCAUGCGGUGGUUAAAUUAAGUAAUCUAGGAACGAAUUUAUAUUUUCAGCUGAAAUUCAGUUAUCUAAUUUUUGCUCUUUGACUAUUCAAUCUAUAUUAAAUGUUGUAAUAAUUUUGAAUAACAGCUAUGACAAAUCUUUACAAUAAGCAAAUUAAAAUGAAAAGUAGCCUCAAGAUCAAUGUCCUUUCAUUAUGAAAAGCUCGAAAUCCAGCAAGUUUUUUCCCCAUCUCUUGGGGGGGGGGGAAAUUUCAUGUUCUAUACAAUCAUAUUCUUCAUCAGUUUAUGUAUUUCUCUUCCAUGUUUCCUUUCUGAUUUUGAAAAUAUGAAGUCUGUAUUUCUCUUUAUCAUGCGAAAAAAAAUGAGUUCAUAAAAGUAUCCGGAAACUGCUUUUUAUCCUAAACUAUGUAUUGUACAAUAAAACUUUACCAAUUUCUGUAGAAAGGUUUCCUUCCUGCUUCCGAAGAGAGUAAACGUUCCGAUUUCUGUUCAAAUGUGUUGUUAUACGAAAUGCCUUGCAUUAUGACAUCGCUUUCAAUUACCUAAUGACAAAACAAAGGAAUUAAUCAUACGGGGAAAACUUGCAACUUUCUACUACGUAAAGAUCAAAGUGUAUAUUGGCGAACGAUUUAAGAUUAUUCACAACGAACUUCUCAAAAAGAGGAAAAGAACUGCAAUGUCUGGCUAAGUACAGAAAAGGGGCAGGUGUUUCCUAAUUAUUAUGGCUUAAUAGUGCCCAUCAUUCUGGACAUUUAUGUCUAUUUUUUUCUUGAAUUAGGAGUUUUAUUCUUCAAUAUAUGAGUUUUUGAAUGUAUGAAUCCCAUGUUUGGGAACAUAUUGUUGUCAUCUCGACUUCCUAUUCUUCGUUGCAUCCAUUCUUCUAAUGUAAUUUUCAAAAUAAUCUUUUAACAUAUGCGUUUGUUAUUAUAAUAAUUAUUCGCUGAAUUCUGAUGUAUAGUUGUAGAGAGACGCGUUUUUCUAAAGCUCUGCCUUUAAAUAUGUGUUAUGUUUUGGUCAUUUCUUCAUAACUCUAGUUUCCUAUCGUCGUAACUAUUUUGUUUAUCAUUCUAGUAUAUUUAUUUAAAAACAUAUUUAAAUAUAAGUAAUUUCCAACUUUAAGGUGCUCUAAUUAUGACAAUCAAUUGCAUAUCCGAUUUUAUAAAAUAUAUAUAUAUUGAAAAAGUUUCAUCAACCCACUGGCCAGUUUUUCACCUUUCUGAAAACUACUGUAACGUUUAACGUUUCCCUCGCAUGGUAAUUGGCAUUCCGGCCAGAUGUAACAUCACCCGUUUUCACAUAACGCACAUAGUUAAGUGCCUAUGGACCACCAGAUGGGGAUCCUCUUCAUCAGUAGAGUCAUUGUGUCUGAUCAUUUGUUGUAUCCAGAUUAAGAACCACAGAUGUGUGUUUCGCCGUUUCAAAGAGAUCCAUCAUAUCUUCAAGGGAGAAUAACGUCAAAAUAUUAAAACUUUUUUCCCUUAUGAAGGGAUUUCUCAAUCUUCAAGAAACGAUCAAUCAUCAGCAACCGUUGUCAUUAAGUGUCGAAGUAAAGUGGACUUUUGCCGGUGUUGGCCGUGAAUUGAUUAUAAUUAACAUGUGUUCUGGAAGGGUCAGCUACUAAGAUGGAUCCUGAACAGGCAUUCCCACAAUAGACUGGAGACCAUUGAGGAAGCAUAGCUGAGUAGCUAUUGGGUAAUAAGGAAUUCACGUUCACCAAUAAGAAAAUCAAAAGCAGAGAUCUGACGGAAAUAAAAUGCAGUGUUUUUGCUUGGGUAGAGAGAGUGGAGAGCAGUGAGAGGCUUCGAAGGAGAAUUCAGAUAAACGUCGGUGUCCGAAGAACUUGUUCCUGGUUUUGUGAGAAGCUCCGUGUGAUUCGGGUUUCUGUGUUAGGAUCCACCCAAUAAGAUCGGUGGAUUUCUAGAGUAGCCGUUUUGAGCUAACAGCCUGUUAGAGGAUUUUGUGUGUGUGUGUGUGUGUGUAUUCUCCGAUUUGAUUAUGGAACUAUUUAAUGGUUAAACUUUGAACUGUUGUGAGAAUUUUGUUAAUGAUAUUAACCUAGAUGAGAACAAGUUUUUGUGUACAUAUAUAAGGCUGUAAAUAAAAGAAUUGUUUUGUUA